Trifolium pratense (red clover) is the source of this 2321-nucleotide messenger RNA. RefSeq names its product probable 1-deoxy-D-xylulose-5-phosphate synthase, chloroplastic. The transcript has 10 exons. The record is from RefSeq and is a predicted model, not a curated record. Gene Ontology annotation, cellular component: chloroplast. Lineage: Eukaryota; Viridiplantae; Streptophyta; Magnoliopsida; Fabales; Fabaceae. Bases 38 to 2200 code for a protein of 720 amino acids. Gene Ontology annotation, biological process: chlorophyll biosynthetic process; terpenoid biosynthetic process. Gene Ontology annotation, molecular function: 1-deoxy-D-xylulose-5-phosphate synthase activity.
UGACACCUUCAUUCUCUCUUCAACUAAUUGUUCUCUUAUGGCUCUAAUGCACACAUUAUCAUCAUUUCCUGUCCAUUUCAACCAAACAUCAACACUUUCUCACCCCAAAAGAUUAAUUCCUCUUGGUGGUUCUAACUAUCAAUGGGGUGCCUCAAAUCUUCACUAUCAAUUCCAUUACAAACUCAACCAGGUAAGGAGAAAAACAUAUGGGAUUUAUGCAUCACUAUCAGGAAUGGGGGAGAGACCACCAACCCCACUACUGGAUACCAUAAACUACCCAAUUCAUAUGAAGAAUCUCUCUAACAAGAAAUUGAAACAACUUGCGGAUGAGUUGCGUUCAGAUAUUAUUUUCAAAGUUUCUGAAACUGGUGGUCAUUUAGGAUCAAACCUUGGUGUUGUAGAACUCACUAUUGCCCUACAUUAUGUUUUCAAUGCUCCUAAAGACAAAAUCUUGUGGGAUGUUGGUCAUCAGUGUUAUUCACAUAAAAUUUUGACUGGUAGAAGGAAUAAGAUGCAUACGUUGAGGCAAAAAGAUGGAUUAAGUGGGUUUACUAAACGCUCUGAAAGUGACUUUGAUAGUUUUGGCACUGGUCACAGCUCAACAACAAUAUCAGCAGGGCUAGGAAUGGCUGUUGGAAGGGAUUUGAAGGGAGAACAUAAUAAUGUAGUGGCAGUUAUCGGCGACGGAGCCAUGACUGCCGGACAAGCUUAUGAAGCCAUGAACAAUGCUGGUUAUCUUAAUUCUGAUAUGAUUGUUAUUCUGAAUGACAAUAAACAAGUCUCUCUACCUACUGCUGAUCUUGAUGGUCCAAUACCACCUGUUGGUGCUUUGAGCAAAACUCUUAGUAGAUUACAAUCAAACAAACAUCUUAGAGAACUUAGAGAGGUUGCCAAGGGAGUAACUAAACAAAUUGGUGAGCCUAUGCAUGAAUUUGCUGCAAAAGUUGAUGAAUAUGCUCUUGACCUAAUCAAAGGUUCUGCAUCAACACUAUUCGAAGAUCUUGGAUUUCGCUAUAUUGGUCCUAUUGAUGGCCAUAACAUUGAUGAUCUUGUUGACAUUCUCAAACAAGUUAAGAGUCCUAAGAAAACUGGUCCUGUAUUAAUCCAUGUUGUCACUGAAAAAGGCCUAGGAUAUCCAUAUGCAGAAAAAGCAGCAGACAAGUACCAUGGAGUUGCCAAGUUUGAUUAUGCUACUGGAAAACAGUUCAAGACCAAGGCUCCAACGCCGUUACUCACAACAUGCUUUGCUGAUGCUUUGAUCGCUGAAGCUGAAGUAGACAAAAACAUUGUUGGAAUCCAUGCUGCAAUGGGAGGUGGAACCGGCAUGAAUCACUUCCUUCGCCGUUUCCCUACAAGAUGUUUCGAUGUAGGGAUAGCAGAACAACAUGCUGUUACAUUUGCUGCAGGUUUAGCUUGUGAAGGUCUUAAGCCUUUUUGCACAAUUUACUCAUCCUUCUUGCAGAGAGCUUAUGACCAGGUGGUGCAUGAUGUGGAUCUACAGAAGCUGCCUGUAAGAUUUGUGAUUGACAAAGCUGGAUUUGUUGGAGAAGAUGGUCCAACACAUUGUGGUUCUUUUGAUGUCACCUAUAUGGCAUGUCUACCUAACAUGGUGGUGAUGGCUCCUUCCGACGAAGCAGAGAUUAUCCACAUGGUUGCAACUGCGGUUGCAAUUAAUGAUCAACCUAGUUGUUUCCGAUUUCCAAGGGCGAAUGGAAUUGGUGUUGAACUACCUACAGGGAAUAAAGGCAUUCCUCUCGAGAUUGGAAAAGGUAGGAUAUUGAUUGAAGGUGAAAGAGUGGCCCUUUUGGGCUUUGGAACAGCUGUUCAGAACUGUGUCACGGCAGCUUCCCUGUUGGAACGUCACGGCUUGCAUGUAACAGUGGCCGAUGCUCGUUUCUGCAAGCCGUUGGAUCGUUCCCUCAUUCGCAGCCUAGCCAAAUCACAUGAGGUAUUGAUCACUGUGGAAGAAGGAUCAAUAGGAGGAUUUGGUUCUCAUGUUGCUCAAUUCAUGGCCCUUGAUGGUCUUCUUGAUGGAAAAUUGAAGUGGAGGCCAAUGGUUUUUCCUGAUAUAUAUAUUGAGCAUGGUUCACCUAAUGAGCAAUUAGCUGAAGCUGGUCUAACAUCAUCUCACAUAGCAGCAACAGUAUUCAACAUACUUGGACAAACAAGAAAGGCGCUAGAAGUCAUGAUUGUGACAUAAAAGAAAUGAACAUGGAUUCAAUUUUGUUCAUUUCCCUCAAAGUUCAAAAUAAUUAAUAUGUAAUACUAGAACUUUGACCCAUGUAACAAUAAAAAAUAAAAUACAAAAAUCUUAUGUCUUU